Messenger RNA from Syngnathus typhle (broad-nosed pipefish), 3350 nucleotides. It is a transcript of the gene nuak2, whose product is annotated as NUAK family, SNF1-like kinase, 2. The record is from RefSeq and is a predicted model, not a curated record. The transcript is spliced from 6 exons. NCBI's taxonomy places the organism in Eukaryota, Metazoa, Chordata, Actinopteri, Syngnathiformes, Syngnathidae. Gene Ontology annotation, biological process: microtubule cytoskeleton organization; protein phosphorylation; intracellular signal transduction. Gene Ontology annotation, cellular component: cytoplasm. Gene Ontology annotation, molecular function: protein serine/threonine kinase activity; tau-protein kinase activity; ATP binding. The coding region runs from base 106 to 1971 and encodes 621 amino acids.
UGAAAGAGCACGCGUCUCCCAACCCGCUGUAGUGUACCUGUUAGGUGGCAGGCAACGUCCUUGCUUCCAAGUUGCACUUUUCUUUCUGCAUUUCGUCAGGUCAGUAUGGAGGACUCUAGCGUUGGCCGCACCUCGUCAAGAUCUUGGCCGUCAGUCGAGAAUCUUUCAUCCGAAACGAAAGCUCCUCUUCCGCCGGUCCAGGUGAAGAAACAAGCUGUGAAGCGACACCACCACAAGCACAACCUGAAACACCGCUAUGAAUUCCUGGAGACACUCGGGAAAGGGACAUAUGGCAAAGUAAAGAAAGCCAAGGAGAGAUCUGGCAGACUGGUUGCCAUUAAGUCCAUCAGAAAGGAGAAGAUCAAGGAUGAGCAAGACCUGGUUCACAUUCGCCGGGAAAUCGAGAUCAUGUCAUCGCUGUGUCACCCGCACAUCAUCACCAUCUACGAAGUCUUUGAGAAUAAGGACAAAAUCGUGAUUGUGAUGGAAUACGCCAGCAGGGGGGACUUGUACGACCACAUCUGCGACAGGAAGCAGAUAUCCGAGCGGGAGUCGAGGCACUUCUUCAGACAGAUUGUGUCCGCUGUGCACUACUGCCAUCAGAAUGGAAUUGUUCACCGGGAUCUGAAACUGGAGAAUAUUUUACUCGACGGCAAUGGCAACGUCAAGAUUGCCGACUUUGGCCUGUCAAACCUUUAUCACAGAGACGAGUACCUUCAGACGUUCUGCGGCAGCCCCUUGUACGCAUCUCCAGAGAUCGUCAACGGUCGGCCGUACCGUGGGCCGGAGGUGGACACGUGGUCUCUCGGAGUGCUGUUGUAUACUAUGGUUCAUGGCACCAUGCCCUUUGAUGGGAACAACCACAAGGCACUCGUCCAACAGAUCAGCACCGGAAAUUACCGCAAACCAAACAAACCCUCUGAUGCGUGUGGUCUCAUUCGUUGGAUGCUAAUGGUGAACCCUGAGAGCAGAGCUACAAUUGAGGAGAUAGCAGGACACUGGUGGCUUAACUGGGGUUACCAGCGGUGCCUCCUGGCUGAGACAAAGCCUAGCCAAGUUGAGGAGACGGCAGCCACCUCUCCGUCAAUGCAGCACCCGGCCGGGUUGGCCGGCGUCGCCAGCUGGCUGCGGCGUACGUCGAGGCCUUUGCUGGAGAACGGCUCCAAGAUGCGCUGCUUGCUGCGCUCGCAAGGUAGCGGCGGGGGUGAUGUGGUGCGCCAACGCUCUUUGCGGAGGUCACGGAAAGAGAAUAAUGUCUCCCAGCCCGGCCAUGAAGGGAGUACAGACACCCGGCCUUCCAAAGGUAUUUUAAAAAGAAGAAACAGCGCCAAACAGAAGGUGAUGAGCGAGACUCCCGUUGAGGUUUCAGCAGAGCCGAAGAACAUUUUGGGUUUGUCCACUUCGGCCAGUGAGCCCUCCUCUGCAAUGCAACCUCGCAAAGGUAUCCUAAAGAAGCCCACAGAGCAGGAAUCUGGCUACUAUUCCUCCUCUCCUGAGAACAGUGACUCUAGCUGGGUGCAACAAUCCAAAGCGUGCCCCUCGGCUUCGACGCACAGAAAAGGCAUCCUCAAGCGGAAUGGAAAGUUCUCCUCGGGUGGGCUUCAGGAGUUCGGCUCAUUGGAUCAGCUGACCGUUUCGUUACCCGGCCGAAGCACCAGGCCAAGAUCAGGUGGUGCCAUCAGCGAGGACAGCAUUCUGUCCUCAGAGUCAUUUGACCAACUCGAUCUUCCAGACUGUGUAGGACUUCCUGCACGCCCAGAGAAAGGCGGUAGGCCCACCAUGAGAGGAUGCGUUUCAGCCGACAACCUGCUGGACAUUCAAGAAGAAGGUAUUCUCGGAGAUGGGCUGCAGAGGCGGUGGAACUGCUACGACGCCGGCGUGGCCGACAGCGCCUUCUCCAUUACAGACUGCGAUAAUGUCACUCAGGCUUAUAAGCAGGCCUUGAUGAUUCACAGCCCCGCUCCAAGCUGAACACAACGAAGGCUCUGUCGCCAUCAUACGUGGCCCCUCUGCCAAAGUACAUUCGGACAAGUGCACUUUAGGCAUUAUCUCAGUGGCCAACAUCAGGAAUUGCACACACCAAAAAAAGGGAAGCGGCGGAGAGAAUUCAUGGCUUGGUCAUGUUCAAAAAUGAAUGAUUUUUUGUAAAAGAAAAGGCAAGAUGGAGUCUCAGGGCCUCAAACUUGGCGUAAUCAAAAUUCACCCUCAAACCAAAACACCUUGAAUGCAAGUUAUUGUUGGAUGUCAGUCAUUUGGUGGUCUCUGGGCCUAAUAUAAGACUUUUAUCAAUUAAUGUCCUAGUCAGCCAGGUUCAAUAUGAGUAAAGCUUCUCAGCUUUUACUGCAUUCAAACUUCAACAUUACAAAAUACCAAAGAAAACUGCCCGAGCGCUCAGGUCAGAUUACUUACCAUCCAUGUUUUGCUUUGAAACGAUAUAUGGGCAUAUUUGAACGAUGACAUGACGAACAAUUUAACACACAUGCGUAACCUGUUGGACCUGCUGCUACACCCAAAUUUAAUCCCACGCAUGCACGUGCACAGGCGGCCACUGUCUUUCAACAGGUGACGUUUUCCAGUCACGAGCCGGGAAAAACGGCAGCAAUUGUUUGACGUAAACACUGGGCUUUCUUAGUUGAAUGUUAAUGUGUAACUGCUGAAGUAAAUGAUGGCGCAUGUUUUUUGGGUAUGACGCAGGUCUUCCAUUUCAUGAGGAAGUGCUAUGGGGAUUUUGCUAAAGCCUAAUAAGAGCUGCUAUUCUUUUAUAGCUUACACGUGAACAGACCGAUCCAAACUGCGUCAUGCUAUCAAAAUGCUUGAUUAACAAAAAUUUGAUAACUACGCUUAGUGUUUGUUUUAUGGCAUUCAAUUGUGGUUUAAGAAAAAGACAUUUCUGUGUCUCUUACUUUACACUGGAGUUUCUGAUAUUACUUUCUAAAUCACAACAGUAAGUUAUACCAUCAGAAAGUGAUGUCAUGAUAAAUGGUGGUGAAAUUACUGUAUUGAGCAAACGUAAAAAGAGGAUAAACACAAAACUCUUCUAAAACUGGAAUGUUGAUGAUGGCAACGGUUUUGUUUCAGUUUUUUCUUGAACAAACUGAAGCUUAUCGGGAAUGUAAAGCAGAUGUAAAUGUGUGUAGAUAACAUGCAAAGUUGAAUUGUCAGAAUUUCAGCUCAUUCUUGUCAUUUCAAUAAUUAAAGGAGCAGUGUUCAUGAAAGCAGGUAUUGGUAUUUUUGGUACAACUUCAUGUGCUUUUAAUUAUUUCAAUACCUUUUGUUGUGCCAAAGUUAUUGUCUUGUCACUCUUGUUACUGGGAUGAGGGCCUCAAUAAAUAUUUUUUUAAGUAUCUAAA